Molecule: messenger RNA, 345 nt
Organism: Phaeoacremonium minimum UCRPA7
Lineage: Eukaryota; Fungi; Ascomycota; Sordariomycetes; Togniniales; Togniniaceae
Product: putative shwachman-bodian-diamond syndrome protein
Exons: 3
Coding region: 1-345 (114 amino acids)
Source: RefSeq, a predicted model, not a curated record
AUGGUCCGCGGAGCUACCGAGCAGGCCAAGGUCCAUCUCAAGGGCAAGGAGGACGACUUCCUCAUCUUCGUUGAUGAUAUCGAGACCUACAAGAAGUGGCAAGAGGACAAGUCUGUUGCCUUGACACACUUUGUCUCUGCCUUCAAGGUUUUCGUGACGCACAAGCAUGGUGCUCAAGGCACAUAUGAUGAGGCAUCCGAUUCCGUUCUCGACAACGAGUUCGGCACCCACGCGGACGAGGAUGUGAUCAAGCAGAUCCUAGAGAAGGGAACUCUCCAGGAGUCAUCGAUGCCCGAACGUCAGGGACCAAAGAAUGACUCGAAAGGCCCGCUCGCCGCUCACUAG